Aphanomyces invadans is the source of this 246-nucleotide messenger RNA. RefSeq lists its product as hypothetical. NCBI's taxonomy places the organism in Eukaryota, Oomycota, Saprolegniomycetes, Saprolegniales, Verrucalvaceae. The transcript has a single exon. The record is from RefSeq and is a predicted model, not a curated record. The annotation marks the transcript as partial.
CUCCACCACACCAGUCGCCUCAAGCUGACCACAGAAGCGAGUCGUGACGUUGCCGAGGAUCUCCUCAAGCAGGUUGUCCAUGGAGACAGCUGGUUCCAUGUUGAAGCUCUCAAGGAGAUCCGAGACUACGCCGGCCGCUUCGAAGUCCGUGUGCAGUGGCAGGGUCUGGAUGAGACCGAGGCAUCCUGGGAGCCUGCAACAACCUUGUACGGAGACGUUCCCGUGCUUAUUCGACGGUGGGCGUAA